This is a messenger RNA of Liolophura sinensis, 2617 nucleotides long. RefSeq names its product probable E3 ubiquitin-protein ligase MID2. Gene Ontology annotation, molecular function: zinc ion binding. The record is from RefSeq and is a predicted model, not a curated record. NCBI's taxonomy places the organism in Eukaryota, Metazoa, Mollusca, Polyplacophora, Chitonida, Chitonidae. The transcript has 7 exons. The coding region runs from base 58 to 1836 and encodes 592 amino acids.
AUCUCCGCCAUUUUGUGAGUUUAUGAGGAUCGCUGUGAUCAUUGUCGAAGGUAAAAAAUGGCUGAAAUCAAGCAGAAUCGGGAAUGUCCAGUAUGUGUGGAAACCUUCCGGAAACCAGUAACGUUACCUUGUCAGCACAGCUUCUGCAGGGAAUGCAUUGGUCUGUACGCUGACAAGUGUAAAUCCGGACAGACAGAUGAGGCCUAUAGCAGCACGGGGAGUGAGGACGUUCCUCAAGUGAUACCGUGCCCUGUUUGUCGGGCACCAACCAGUUUGGGGAAAGAAGGUGUGGUCGGUCUGCCUCUCAACGUUAAGCUGGCAGAAACUUUGGAGAGGUUUGCUGUUGAUGACAACAUUCCGUGCUGUCUUGUGUGUGAGGAUGACAACAAGGCGCGAGCAGACAUAUAUUGUACUAACUGCUGUGUACUGUACUGUGAGGACUGCCUGGAAUCUUGCCAUCCCAUGAAAGGUGGUUUAAAACGUCACCGCCUAAUUACAACACAGGAAUACAUGUCACGGGAAACUCCAGAGAGUCAGCUGCAAACAGAUAAACAGUCAGAUCCGGAUCUGGCAUGUGAAAGACACGGUGAACCACUGGUCAUAUACUGUGUCACAUGUGAAGAUGCGAUUUGUGUGGGAUGUCUGGCUGAACACCCUCUCCACACAACCAGAGAUAUUCAGUCUGCUUGUGAGGAAGAUAAGGCGCCGGUUAUGACGAAAUCCAGACACCUAGAAAAAAGCAUAAGGGAACUGAUGCAGAUUCUACCUAAAUUUAAGGGCUUGCACCAUGAUAUCCAGGUAAACCAAAAUUUACAUUUGGAUAGCAUCGAGAAGGCUUACUGUGCAGCUCUGGAUGUCUUGAAAGCUUGGAGGAGUAACGCUAUAGAGGCAGUGAAAAGUCGCCACACAGAAUGGAGCGUUCAGUGUGCUGCAGCUGUAAAGCAUCUUGAGAUGGAGGCGGAGGAAAUGAGAAUGGUGCAGCAGUCCUCUUAUGAUUUUUUCUCCGCAAGCAACGUGCAGAUUUUAAAGGGUUCAAAACAGCUGUCCAAAAGGAUUGAUGACCUGUUAGACAAGAUCAAAACUUCAAAGAAGAAGCAGGAAGAAAUAAAACAGACACUACAGGAAUCUGUAAACAGUUAUCCCGUUGGUCCCAGACGUGUGAUCGUAACUGAGGCAGAGUCAGAGCAGUGGCUAAUUAUCACAAAGCCCCAACUGAAAUUCACCCAGACCAAUGACGAACGACUGAGCAUCACCCACAGCGGAAGUGCGGCAGAGUGUGAGGAUUUGUUUGAGGGUUGGUGGUGUACCGCCGUGACAGAUGGUAGUUACCAGAAGGGCAGGUACUACUGGGAACUGGACAUCACAGUCACCCCAUGCUCACCCACAAUGGACUGUUUUUGUCGCGUGGGUGUUGUACACGAGAGCUGUGGUGUGUGGAGAGGUGACCCUGGUCGGGAGAGCUAUGACAUUUGGAUUAGGUACUUGCAUAAUGAAAUCAGUGCUUCUAGUCCCUGUGGUGGUGAGAUCAAACCCGCCUAUGAACAGGGCAGACCAUACACAGAAUCACAUCACCUCGGCUUGUACCUGGACUGUGUUGGUCGGUCACUGACAAUCGUAAACUGUGUUAACAACCAGCUAAUGUACACAGUCAGUGACAUCAAUCUGUCCCAACCAAUGGUUCCAUAUGUUGCAUUUGACUACGCAGCCUGUGCUUCUGCUCGCUUGGUGAAAGCUGACUCUACGUCUCUGCCUAAGUUGCUGUGUGAUAGGUGUUCGCUUCAUGAAAGAGCUGCUCUUGUUGAAGGACGUAAUGAAUCAACAGACCUGGCUCGGUAAGGCGUAGACCUGGUCAUUAAACCAAUAUUAAUCUGUAAGUUGAAGUUUGAGUGGAAUUCUACAAAGUCAUGGUGCAGGAGCGGAGGAAUUAUGUGAGGUUGUACAUGUGAGUCGAGCAUCAGUCUUUAAAGCAACCACUGGACAUGUCCAGAACAUCGGGUGGGAAACUACUGUAAAGCUGAAAGUUCUUUAAAAAUUGUAUCCUAUUGUUAUUUGAAAAAAUGUAGAAAUUAGGGAGGGCUCAUGAUGCUUCCGUUCCUGCACUAUGGCCAUGUAGAAUUACACUCAAACUUCAACUUACAGGUAAGUAUUGGUUUAACUUCCAAUUCUUCUAGGGGCCUCCGUGGCUCAGUCGGUUAGCGCGCUAGCGCAGCGUAAUGACCCAGGAGCUUCUCACCAAUGCGGUCGCUGUGAGUUCAAGUCCAGCUCAUGCUGGCUUCCUCUCCGGCCGGAAGUGGGAAGGUCUGCCAGCAACCUGCGGAUGGUCGUGGGUUUCCCACGGGCUCUGCCCGGUUUCCACCCACCAUAAUGCUGGCCGCCGUCGUAUAAGUGAAAUAUUCUUGAGUACGGCGUAAAACACCAAUCAAAAAAAAAAAUCCAAUUCUUCUACGUCAUGGUUACCUCACUACGAAACCAUUUAAUGUGACAUGUGCAGUAGAUGAUAGAGUAAAUACACUGGACAGCUUCCGUGAAAAUGAGUCAUGAACAUGUAGGCCCAUAGUACUUUAAGAGAACCAAACAUCCACCCUUCCAAGUACAGUAAUCUGACAACAUGAACAAA